Molecule: messenger RNA, 393 nt
Organism: Colius striatus (speckled mousebird)
Lineage: Eukaryota; Metazoa; Chordata; Aves; Coliiformes; Coliidae
Gene: CIMIP2C
Product: ciliary microtubule inner protein 2C
Exons: 3
Coding region: 1-393 (130 amino acids)
Source: RefSeq, a predicted model, not a curated record
AUGAGAUAUCCUCAGGGUCCUCAGACCAUGAAGACAUAUGGAGCAGAGGGUUGGGACUCGUGCUCACGCGCCCCACUACGCACCCGCUUCAACCUGGACAAUGGCCGGUCCCAGGAGCUGAGCAGAUUUUAUCAGCUGACCCAGCAGCACCGUGAGUUUUACCGGGACAGGAGCGGGAUGCUGUACCUUUCUCCUUACUUUGAUCUGCCCUCCAAGGAAAAGGAGACAUACCCUCAUCCCCUCGACCUACCACCACUCAGCCUGAAGACCCGCUGGCAUUUGCUGCGAGUGUCACCGUUGAACCUGAGGACCUACCAGACCUUCCCCUCGGGGAAAAGAGUCACUGCCCGGGAGAGAAAGAAUCGAGACAGCUUUUUUGAGAACCGAUCCUAA